Messenger RNA from Aphanomyces invadans, 1032 nucleotides. RefSeq lists its product as hypothetical. The transcript has 4 exons. Lineage: Eukaryota; Oomycota; Saprolegniomycetes; Saprolegniales; Verrucalvaceae. The coding region runs from base 10 to 798 and encodes 262 amino acids. The record is from RefSeq and is a predicted model, not a curated record.
GUCGUCGGCAUGUCACGCCUAGACAUGAACAUGCAAGGUGACAGCAUGCAGCCGAUGAACGUAGUCAAGGCAGCCCGAGGCGGUAAGUGUGGGGUGGGUCAUGUCGUCGAGACCAAGCAUUUGCUGGUUCGAAUCCUCUCGUGUCCGCUCCGGGAUGGCAAGUUGCGCCGAAUGGUUGUCCCUUGUCGCCCGUGGCACACACUACCCGGCAAUCACGUCGCGAUCCGGCUGACAGUCAUGCGUUUGGUGGGCUUGGCUCGCGGUCGCUCGUUUACGUCAUCGUGCGACGACUCGCCGCACGAUUGUUCCAACAGUGUGGGUUUGCCCAUGCAGUGCAUGGGUGCAUGCUUCCCAUGUCGUCUUGAAUGGCAGACACAUAUAGCUCGCGACAACAGCGACAUGAACGAGCGAGACAACGACGCCCCGAACCCCUUGAGGGGGUUUGUGCUGAAGUUCAUUUGUGGCGCAGCAGUUGGCACCGCAUCUGCUUACGCCGUUAUGAGAGCAGCACUUGUCCUUGAAGGAGUUGUCUUGUGCGUCCACGUCGCAUCCGUUGUGAGGAUCCUUGUGCUGCAGUGGCACAUGGCUGAGACCGACUUGACGGUCAAGUACAUCGCCGACGAUCGCAUUCAGUGGCGCAAGCUUCGACACGAUGCGAUGGAAGCUCUUGGCAUGAACGAGUCGUCGAACCUCUUCCGCGCAUGUGAAAAAAUUCUCGCGCUGCACGAGUGGCUCACGGCCAACUUGUAUUCCAUGGAGUUUGCCGCGGGCGUGAUGUUAUCGGACCAUUGGAUGUGAUGGUCAACCCUUCGCGGGCCCUCAUUUUCAGCAACCCGCCAGCGUUCCAACGACGCCUUUGUCCUGCAACUGCGUCGACGUGCCGUUAAUGCGACCCACAGCAAUAGCACGACAUGCCCCGUCAACCUCUUGAGAGAGUCGUUUAGGCCCUAAAUUGUGCGCUCCAAUUCGAGUCGGCACGUGGAAGUGUAUUUACGCGUGGUGUUUGGCCACGAUCGAUACGUUUGCCUGACC